AUGAAAGGUGCAACGCGGCGGCGGGCGCUGCUGCUCCUGCUGCUGGUGGCGAGCAGCGUGCCGGCGGGGCUCUGCGACACCAACUCCCAAGAUGCCUCGGCGCUAAGGUCUCUGAUGAGCCAGUGGACCAACUACCCGUCGACAUGGACGUCGUCCGGCGACCCAUGCGACGGUAGCUGGGACGGGAUCAUGUGCAGCAACGGGAGGAUCACCUCGCUGAGGGUAGCCAGCGUCAACCUGCAGGGCACAAUGAGCGACAGCAUCGGACAGCUCAGCCAGCUCGUCUUCCUGGAUUUUUCCUACAACACUGGCCUGACUGGUCCGUUGCCUGCUUCGAUCGGGAACCUUGUUCAGCUCACAACACUGAUCGUGGCUGGUUGCAGUUUCAACGGAGGCAUUCCCAAAGAACUGGGCAACCUGCUGAAGAUGUCUUUCCUUGCGCUGAAUUCAAACCAGUUUACGGGCACAAUACCAGCUUCGCUUGGCCUACUCUCAAACCUCUACUGGCUAGACCUGGCAGAUAAUAAGCUAACAGGAUCUCUUCCUAUCUCAACAGGAACGGCACCGGGCCUUGACAUGCUUACCCGCACACAACACUUCCAUUUCAGCAAGAACCAGCUAUCCGGACCGCUUACAGGCCUCUUCAACUCUAAUAUGUCUCUCCUACACAUAUUGUUUGAUGCCAAUCAAUUUUCAGGGCCAAUUCCAUCUGAGGUUGGAACCAUUAGCUCUCUCACAGUUAUUCGAUUGGAUAGGAACAAGUUAGUGGGACCAGUUCCUAACUUGACCAACUUGGUAAAUCUAAAUGAGUUGAACUUGGCAAGCAACCAGCUAACUGGAUCACUGCCAGAUCUCAGCAGCAUGAACAUGUUAAAUGUUGUGGAUUUGAGCAACAACACAUUUAAUGCUUCAGUAGCCCCAAACUGGUUCACAACUCUAACAAGUCUUACUUCACUAUCGAUAUCUUCUGGAAAACUCACUGGCGAGGUUCCUAAGGCACUAUUCACAUUGCCCCAACUGCAAGAAGUUGUACUGAACAAAAACCAGCUCAGCGGGACACUUGAUAUGUCAGGCAACAUCAGCCAACGGCUGCAAUCUGUUGAUCUCAAUACAAACAGCAUACUUUCUGCCAAUGUCACUCCAAACUACAAAAAGGCACUGGUGCUUCUCAACAAUCCGGCGUGUUUCGAUGAAUCUUUGUCCGGUGGCCCAUUUUGCAGCGUCCAGCAACCAAACGUGAUAGCAUACAGAACUAGCAUGGACAAAUGUGCCUUGACAACUAGGUGCCCUAGUGAUCAGAAUCAGAACCCUGUGAAUUGUGGCUGCGCCUUUGCAUACAGUGGCAAGAUGAUCUUCAGAGCUGCGCUUUUCAAGGACUCGUCGGACAGCGUUAUGUUUCAGCAAUUGGAGAUGAGCCUCUGGACACAGUUGAACCUGCGUGCCGGUGCAGUUGAGUUGUCCGAUGUCCACUUUAACAGCGACAGCUACCUCCAAGUUCAAGUGGAGCUGUUCCCUUCAUCCAGGACAAGCUUCAACCAUUCUGAACUGAUCAUCAUCGGGUUUCUUCUCAGCAACCAUACCUACAAGCAACCGGAAAAGUUCGGGCCUUAUAUCUUCAUUGCAGAUAAAUAUAUCCCCUUUUUAGUUGCUGGUGGCAAUAAAUCAAAGUUCAGUACAGGUGCUAUAGCUGGAAUCGCAGCAGCGGCCGGUGGGCUUCUUGUGAUUGCCCUCAUCCUGACGGGAUUAUUUGCUUUCCGACAGAAGAGAAGGAACCAGAAACUAAAAGUACAAACCAACCCUUUUGCUAGGUGGGGCACUAUGCCAAAAGAAAGUGGAAAAGCUCCACAGCUGAAAGGAGUGAGGUUCUUCACCUUCGAGGAGAUGAAAAGCUGCACCGAGAAUUUCUCGGAUAGCUAUGAGAUAGGUGCAGGAGGCUAUGGAAAGGUGUACAAGGGAAGACUGGUAGAUGGAAUGUGGGUGGCGAUAAAGCGGGCGCAGUCCGGGUCGAUGCAAGGUGCGGCGGAGUUCAAGAACGAGAUCGAGCUGCUGUCCCGUGUUCACCACAGCAACCUGGUGAGCCUGAUCGGUUUCUGCUUCGAGCAAGGGGAGCAGAUGUUGGUGUACGAGUUUGUCGCCGGUGGGACGCUGCGAGAGAACCUUGUUGGGAGAGGUUCUUACCUUGAUUGGAAUAAGAGGCUGAGGAUCACUCUCGGCUCGGCGAGGGGCCUGGCAUACCUACACGAGCUCGCCGACCCUCCGAUCAUCCACCGGGACAUCAAAUCCACUAACAUCCUCCUCGACGAGAACCUCAAGGCCAAGGUCGCCGACUUCGGCCUCUCCAAGCUCCUCGCUGACAGCGAGGAAGGCCACGUCUCCACCCAAGUCAAAGGAACAAUGGGUUACUUGGAUCCGGAGUACUACAUGACACAGCAGUUGUCGGAGAAGAGCGACGUGUACAGCUUCGGGGUGGUGAUGCUGGAGAUGGUGAGCGGGAGGCAGCCGAUCGAGAAGGGGAAGUACAUCGUGCGGGAGGUGAGGCAGGUCCUCGAUCCCGCUGACCGCGACUACUACGGCCUGCAUGCCAUCGUCGACCCAGCGAUUUGGGGCGCCGCGCGGACCGCUGGGUUUAGGCGCUACGUGCAGCUGGCCAUGCAGUGCGUGGACGAGUCGGCGGUGGCCCGGCCGUCCAUGGGCACCGUGGUGAAGGAAGUGGAGGACAUGCUGCUCAAGGAGCCCGACAUGGACGGGCCCAACUUGGCCAAAUCGUCCGACACCGAAUUCGACGGCGCAGGCAGGGGCACACCCACGCACCUCUACAGCGACGUGGAGAUCACCACUGGCGGCGACGGCGUGUCGGAGUACAUGCCCUACCUCGAGGUCAAGCCCAAAUAGAUCGAGAUUGUACAUUCAUUUGGAGUUGCUUCGACUUUUUUCUUCUUCACAUUUGACCACGCGAUAAUGAAUUGUAUGUUAAUUUUGUAUGUGUUGAUGUGUUGUAUCUUACGUAGUAUAUAAUGGAUUCUUGGGCAGGGAAUUUCCAUUUGCAAAUGUCCCACCUCA
Molecule: messenger RNA, 3060 nt
Organism: Lolium rigidum
Lineage: Eukaryota; Viridiplantae; Streptophyta; Magnoliopsida; Poales; Poaceae
Product: leucine-rich repeat receptor protein kinase HPCA1-like
Exons: 19
Coding region: 1-2892 (963 amino acids)
Biological process (GO): protein phosphorylation
Molecular function (GO): protein binding; protein kinase activity; ATP binding
Source: RefSeq, a predicted model, not a curated record